Messenger RNA from Oxyura jamaicensis (ruddy duck), 783 nucleotides. RefSeq names its product interleukin 17 receptor B (gene IL17RB). Gene Ontology annotation, molecular function: interleukin-17 receptor activity. The record is from RefSeq and is a predicted model, not a curated record. NCBI's taxonomy places the organism in Eukaryota, Metazoa, Chordata, Aves, Anseriformes, Anatidae.
AUGGAUAAAACUGAGAAAGCCAGCAUCAAAGAACUGACAGCCACAAAGAUCUAUGUGACCAGCAAAGGAAUUAUUGAACGUUUUCAGUGUAUUCAAUGCAAUUAUAUAGAAAAGUUUCAAAGUCAAACUGCAGCUGGUAAUCAAGGAGUAAGAAUUUUUCAAUGGCAGUUCUAUUACAUUGGAUUCCCUGUAGAACUGGAAACAAAAUAUUUCAUCCAGGCUUACAAUCUACCCCCAGCAAAUAUAAAUGAUGAUUUUCCAUCAAAAUCCCUUUUGCUAACUACACCAGAUACAUUUAGAAGGCAAUUCUUCCAUCAGGUGUGGCUACAACUACAUGUUAAAGUACUGGUUAUAUAUCCAGAAGAGUGUCUUAAUCACACUGUCCUUUCUUUUGCUGAACUUCUGCAUGGGGGCUGCCAGCCUGAUGUCAAUCUAGACUUGUGGGAGAGAAGGAGAAUUGCGGAAAAAGGUCCUGUAGCAUGGCUUGCUGCUCAAAAAGCAGCAGUGAUUUUCCUAGUUCAAGCCCUACCACUGCUGCAUGUCACAGGUGCCUGUAAAAGUGUGAGAAACUACAGUAACACAGAAAGCAUGUUCUCUCUUGCAGUUAACCUCUUCUGUAGUGACAUGACAAAUCAGUCCUCUGUGCAAAAAUAUGUGGUUGUUUCUUUCAAUGAGGUGAAUGCACAAGACACUUUACCAAGUGCUCUGAAUAUCUGUCCAAAAUACUGUCUUAUAAAGGACAGGAGGAAUUUCUAUAGAGACCUUUCUGUUUCAUAUAACUAG